AUGGAGGCAGUGACUUAUGAUGAUGUGCACAUCAAAUUUACUCAGGAGGAGUGGUCUUUGUUGAAUCCUUCCCAGAAAAUUCUCUACAAAGAUGUGAUGCUAGACACCUACAGGAACCUCACUGACACAGGCUACAGUUGGGAAGACCAUAAUAUUGAAGAACAUUGUCUAAUUUCUAGAAGACAUAGAAGACAUCUUCAAAGGCAUGAUAAAAGUCAUACUGGGGAGAAACUAUAUGAAAGCAUUCAAUAUGCCAAAGUCUUUGUAUGUCACAGUUGUCUCUAUCUCCAUAAAAGAAGACAUACUGGAGAGAAAACCCAUGAAUGUAAUCAAUGUGGUAAAGCAUUUAUAAGAAAUGGUGUGCUUAAAAGACAUAUAAGAACACAUACUGGAGAGAGACCCUUUAUAUGUAAUCAAUGUAGUAAAGCAUUUUCACAGCACAGUAAUUUGUAAGUACAUCAAAGAACACAUAGCAGAGAGAAACCCUAUGAAUGUAAUCAAUGUGGUAAAGCAUUUUUACAACACUGUAAACUCCAAAUACAUAAAAGAACACAUGCAGGUGAGAAACCCUAUAUAUGUAAUCAGUGUGGUAAAGCCUUUGCAUAG
Cricetulus griseus (Chinese hamster) is the source of this 606-nucleotide messenger RNA. NCBI's taxonomy places the organism in Eukaryota, Metazoa, Chordata, Mammalia, Rodentia, Cricetidae. The record is from RefSeq and is a predicted model, not a curated record.